Engraulis encrasicolus (European anchovy) is the source of this 6216-nucleotide messenger RNA. RefSeq names its product microtubule-associated protein 1Sa (gene map1sa). Gene Ontology annotation, molecular function: actin binding; microtubule binding. Gene Ontology annotation, biological process: microtubule cytoskeleton organization; regulation of microtubule depolymerization; dendrite development. The record is from RefSeq and is a predicted model, not a curated record. Gene Ontology annotation, cellular component: microtubule; neuronal cell body; dendrite. Lineage: Eukaryota; Metazoa; Chordata; Actinopteri; Clupeiformes; Engraulidae. Bases 3 to 4223 code for a protein of 1406 amino acids. The transcript is spliced from 7 exons.
ACAUGGCGACAGAUCUCACGGAUGAGGUGGAGGCAAUGGAAAAAGCGAAUUUAACUUCCCAUCCAGGGUUUAGCAAUGACAAAUAUUCUCUACUUGUCAUAGUCGGAGAGCACAGUCAGACGGGAUUUGUGGAUUUCGUCGUUGCAGAGAUUGACCGAGGUAUCCGUUCGUGGGGUGUGGAUCUGAAGGUGUGUAACCUGGACGAGCAGCUGAAACUCUUCAUCUCCAGACACUCCGCCCUCUCCUCCGACGAGGUCAAAGGCCAGAGGACCCUGCAGCACUGUGGAGAGGUGCUGGACACUCGGGUGCUGGUCAGUCCAUCACAUGCCCUGGUCUCCUCAGAGGUUCGACGGCUGAUCUCGGAUGAUUCCCGCCACAAGCUGCUGGUUCUAGCAGGGCAGUGUGUGGAGCGGACCGGGGACCUGGUGCUUCAGACCGGAAGCUUCUCUCUCGAUGACUUCAUCCAGAUAUUCGCAGACGAAGAGAUCGGUGAGCUCCUGAGCUCUGCAGACCCGACACAUAAAGCCUCGUUGACCUUGAGCUGUCCCAGCACGGGGACGUGGAAGAGCUGCAUGCUGGAGAAGCACAACCUACAGGACUUCAUCCAGAUCAAGGUCAACCCAGCCGACAACACACUGCCUGAGAUGGAGGGCCUGCAGGAGUUCACAGAGUACCUCUCCGAAACGCUGGAGCCACAGUCCCCGUUCGAGCUCCUGGAGCCUCCCAGCACAGUGGGCUUCCUGAAGCUCUCGCGCCCGUGUUGCUACGUGUUCCCCGGCGGGAGAGGCGACUCGGCCUUCUUCGCCGUGAACGGAUUUAACGUUCUGGUGAACGGAGGCUCGGACUCCCGCUCGUGCUUCUGGAAGUUGGUCCGGCACUUGGACCGGGUGGACUCGGUGCUGCUCACCCACAUCGGAGUAGACAACCUGCCCGGGGUGAACAGCCUGCUCCAGAGAAAAGCCGCCGAGCUUGAGGAAGAGCAGAAUGGUGGCUCUCAGCAGAACAACGAGGACUGGGUUAAGAACCUCAUCUCUCCUGAAGUAGGUGUGGUUUUCCUGAACGCUCCGGACAGGCUGAAGACACUCCAGAGCGAUCCCAAAGUGCUCAGAGCGUGUGACCAGGCAGCGCUUGCCUUGCGGCACCUGGAAAAGUUGUCCAUCACUCCUGAGUCUCUCUCUCGCCCCAACGGCCCGACCAUCGAGCCGGUUAUCCUCUUCCAGAAGAUGGGUGUGGGCCGGCUGGAGCUGUACGUGUUAAACCCUGUCAAGGGGAGCAAAGACCUCGAGGCCCUCAUGCAGUCCUGGCCAAACAACGGUGCCAACGUGAAGGGGUCUGAGCUGCCGUUGCCAUGCCUUGUGUCCAUCUGUGCGCUUCUGGUGUGGCAUCCUGCCAGCCCCCUGGAGAAGAUCAUUCGGGUCCUGUUCCCCGGGUGCACACCCCAGAGCAAAAUCCUGGAAGGGUUCGAGAAGCUGAAGCACCUGGACUUCCUCAAACACCCCGUCGUGAGUCUGAAGGACCUUGAAACGGCCAAGUCAGACAAGCAGCCAAAGCGAGCUGAAAGCAAAGAAAGCCUCAAGUCCCUGCCCAGGGAAACGAGACCCGCAAGUGCCUCUACUGCAAAGGACAAAUUAGCACGUAGUGACGCGGUGAAAAAGCCGGACGCCAAGGCCAAAAGCAAACCCGCAGGUGAAACGUCACCGAAGGAUGGGAAAGAAGAUGACAAAACGAAGCCAAAAGACAGCGACUCGAAAUUGAAGCAGCCCAAAGUAGAAAAGUCUCUGUUGAAGAAGGAGCCUGUGAAAGACGACAAGAAAGAAGUGCGCAAGAAAGAAGAUAAGCCAAUGACAACCAUUGCCAAGAAAGAGGAGAGCGUGGAGAAGAAGAAAGAGGUGGUCAAGAAGGAUCUUAGUUUGAAACCAAAGAAAGACUUGAAACCUGAAGUAAAGAAGGAAGUGAAGAAGGAGGUCAAGCCAGAAGUUAAGAAAGAAGUCAAACCAGAAGACAAGAAGCCAGUCAAAGCCACAAGUAAGGACAUCAAAAAGGUCUCCUCGGGUGCAACUGCUGCACCUGCCGACACCAAGAAAACUGCCGUCAAGAACGGAACACUGAAAAAGGACCCCAGUGCUCUGAAGAAAGACUUGGCAAGCAAGGGGGCCAAGACGAAGGUGGAAAAGAAAGAUCCGGCGGCACCCUCUAAGGCACCCGCAUCCUCAGAAGGUGAUCGCUCCAAAAUGUCCACUCCUGAAGACAUGACCGAAGAGUUUGAGAAGUUGAAAUUGGAAAAUGAGCAAAGUUCAGGGAACACUUCGACGACAAGGAAGGAAGGCAAGGGGCCAAGUAAAGUGAACGGUGUUGGGGCAGGCGGCCAUGGUGCAGAUAGAGGCAUGGACUCACUGCCCCCUCCUGGCCAAGGUGUGGAUCCCUCCUCACCUCUGGAAAAGACCCCGAAGAGCGAACGCAGCGUCAACUUUGACCUGACGCCGACGAGGAACGGCCCCGAGGACGGUUGUUUAAGCUCAGAGGAGAAAACACUGGAGAUGGUGUCCCCGCCGGGCUCGGGACAGAACAGCGCCGGACACACGCCUUUCCACCAGUCGCCUGAAGAUGACGAAGGCCACAACUCCGGUGAGGACAGCAGUCUGGGCGGCAAGGUGGCCAGCCUCAGCCUGGAGGACAGCCACGUCCUGGGCUCCAAGACGUCCGACGCCGGGUGCUCGCGGAGCAACCUGGAGAACAACUCCACCUCCUCGCAGGACAAGCAGUCCACAAGCUUCCUGUCGCUCAGCUCCUUCAACAUGAUGGCCGACAGCGGGCCCUCCUUCACCUCCCUGCCUGCGGAGGUCGGCUCGCCGCAUUCCACGGAGGUGGACGACUCGCUGUCCAUCUCGUUCGAGCAGGGCUACCCGCUGGCCUGUGAUUCCCCCAGAUCGGACACGGGGGACAGGACGUUUUCCAACGGCCACCUGGCGGCGGACACGGAAAGCGGGAAAGGGGGCAUGUCGCUGCCCCUGAAGGCUUGCCAUAACAGCAUGCGCGCUGCAACGGGAGACGGGUCUGAUGACCGCGCGCCUGGCGUCCAGGGGCUGAUUCUAGACAUCCCUCCUCACGACGUAGACCUGUGCCUGGUCUCGCCCUGCGAGUUCCAGCACCACAAGUCACCCGAGGGCCAGGUGGUGCAGGGCCUGACGCCCGGUCACCCCGACAUCUCGGAGGAGGAGAGCGACCUGUCGCAGGAGCUGGCUAAGCCCUUAUGCUGCAAUAACAACCUCGAGCAGCUCCCUCCUCAUAGCAGCCAGGACAAGGACAAGGACACUCCCCCGACCUCCGUCAGCGAGUCCCUCCCCACGGCCACCGACUCGGACGUCCCGCCGGCUACCGGGGAUUGUCCCUCCAUCAGCGAGGACGGCGCGCUCGACUCAGACGAGGACGAGGAGUCCGGUGACAUCUUCCCUCCCCAGCAGCCACACGAUCACCACCACCACCACCACCACCCCUCCCAGCAGCACAAGAGCCAGCUGUCCUCCCCAGACCCCCCUCCCGCCCCCAUGAAGGACCUGCCGCCCCUGCCCCCGCAGCCUGGCACGUGCAUGGCCGACCCAGACGCAGACGCUGCCCAGGCCAGGAAGAGCACCGCUGCAGCCGCUGCCAAAGCAAAGAAGCCCGCUAGCGCCACCCAGAGGCUGUCGAUGAACAGCACUGCGACGGCAGCUGCUGGCAAAGCCAAGGGCAGCUUGGGGACAGGGGGUAGUGGGACGCUGAAGGCCACCUCUAAUCUGGACACCAGGCCCGCGUCACGUGGCAGCACUGUGGGAGGGUCACGCCCGUCCACCGCAAAGCCAUCCACCACAGGCUCUGCGGGUGUGAAGUCAUCGUCUGCGGGUCCCGUAUACCUGGAGCUGGCCUACCUGCCGUCGGGGCCGGCCGCCUCCUCGGUGGACGUGGAGCUCUUCCGACGCCUGCGCUCUUCCUGCUACAUCGUCAGCGGCGACGACCCCCUCAAGGAGAGCGUCAUGAGGAGCACACUAGACGCCCUGUUGGAGGGCAAGGCAGCAUGGCCCGAUGUACAGGUGACUCUGAUCCCGACGUUCGACUCGCUGGCGAUGCACGACUGGUACCAGGAGACGCACGAGCGUCAGCGGGAGAUGGGCGUGACCGUGCUGGGCAGCAACAGCACCGUGGCCAUGCAGGACGAGACCUUCCCAGCAUGCAAAGUGGAGUUCUGAGUUCUGAGCUGCCGCGUCAUCGCCGUCUUGGAGUGUCAAUGGUUAUUUUUUGUUGUUUUGAUUCAUUUUUAUGUUUUUUUGAAAAAAAAAGACAACAAUGAAAUGGUCCUAAGUCCCUUGCACUCCAUGUAUCAUGUCCUUCCACGUGUGCCGCGUCGUGAGCACCUCCACACAUCCCCCCUGUGUAGAGGACUGGAGAUCGGAUCGGAUGCAGUCAGGGGGUCCUCUUUCCUCUUUCAGGGGGUCCUCAGACUUUAUAUAAACACAAUAGCUGCUCCUGGUGGUGGAUAGUGAAACGCCAAGUUGCCCCCAUUACAGAAGGUUGAUAUGCUGCUCAGAAGAUGAAGAAGACACAGAAGACGGAAGGAGGGAGAAAAGAAGAAGAAAUAUCAUGUCGGGAAGCUGGAGCAGCGAGGGGGAGAGUACAAAUCAUGAUGCUACACGCACACAUGCACACGCACACGCACACACACACACACACACACACACGUUAUAUAUUGGCUGAGUUGGUCAGAUGAUUUCAGCCUGGGUGGUUAGCGUACAGCGUACAGUAGGCGUUUAAAAAGCAGUGUUUGUUAUUAGACCUGAUAACGAGUUAUCACAGUGAAACAUGUGAGUAUUUCCUGUAUGUAUUUCAAUCUAGAAGAGUCCACUCCACAUUUCUGUCCGUUUUCCCCUCGGUCUCCAACUCUGACAAGUCUCUUGUUCUGGUCUUGUGUGGAUUAAGAUAAAAAAAAGACACAUAUUGUGAAUCUUCAGUACAGGGACAGAAGAGAAGGAGGAGGAGGAGUGGAGGAUUUGGAAACAGGGGAGCAGCACUUACUAAAGCAUUAAGGUGUGUGUGUGUGUGCAUGCGUGCGUGCGUGCGUGCAUUUGUGUAUGCGCUUCCCUCCCUUUAGAUUCUCACUUGCACAGUUGGUGGACGCUAGAGUUGCUCGAGCUUUAUCACAGGGCUUCGUUUUAUAUGCAUGUUUAAAAUGGACACGUGUCGUCAAAAAAUAACCCUCAGCUUGUGGCCAAGGACUUCUUUUUUGAAGUGUACAACUUUGUGUGUGCACUGCACAGAUGAAUUGGACCAGCUUUUUUUAUUUCAUUUACGAGAUGAUGUUAUUGUUUACAUGUAGAAUAGCUGACCAAUGCAGGCGUGUUGCAAAGCCGAUUUCCGAGUACCACAUGUCCUUUUCAGGUUACACCUGUCACCUGAGGGGUAUACUAAGACGAUUUUCUUAACAAAAUGAGGACGCCAGGCUCUUCUAUUAGAUGAUUUACCUCUUCACUUAACCUGGUUUACUCCUGAACCAGCUUCUUAGUAUAGGCCCCUGAAUUCUAGAAUGGUCCGUUUGGCUCUGGAUGAGCCCUAUAUCAGAGAGGUGAUGACUGUUAACUAGGUCUGUAACGAUACACUCCACUCGCAAUCCGGUUCGUAAGACAAUUUUUGACCUACGGUUCGAUGCACCCCUGGAUUUUCCCCUGGAAAUAUCUUUUUUAAUUCAUUUGUUUUUUUGUUUUUUUUUCACAUUUACCAACAUUAUAAAAUAAAAUAAAAAGUAUGAUAGUGACGUAUGAUAGUUCUCGGUUUGAUACAAUAUCGUUACAGCCCUACUGCUAACACAGAUAUCUAACACUACAUACCUUUGGUCACUGCUGUUCUUUGGAAGGUGGGUUUUUUAAGUAAUGUGCAUUGUGUACUAAAUACAGUAAAGUAGAAUUUGGUUGCACUGGGAGCAAAACAGUAAGUGGAACCGUGGGGAGGUAAGUGGAACCGUAGGGAAAUGUAUGAUUUGGUUUGGUGCAGUGUGCACUGGUCGCUUUGAUUGGGAAAGAAAUAGUGCCUAUUAUUAAUGAUUAUUGCACACGGUAGGGGACCAGUAUGUAGAAAAUGUCACCAAUCACAUUUGAUGUUCAUGGAAUGUAAAUUACCAUACAUUUUUUUUGGCCUUGGUAAGGUGUGCGUGCAUGCGUCUGCGUGCGUGCGUGCGUGCGUACGUGUGUG